This is a messenger RNA of Strongyloides ratti, 1137 nucleotides long. RefSeq names its product Guanine nucleotide-binding protein G(k) subunit alpha. The coding region runs from base 1 to 1137 and encodes 378 amino acids. Lineage: Eukaryota; Metazoa; Nematoda; Chromadorea; Rhabditida; Strongyloididae. The record is from RefSeq and is a predicted model, not a curated record. Gene Ontology annotation, cellular component: heterotrimeric G-protein complex. The transcript has 6 exons. Gene Ontology annotation, molecular function: GTPase activity; G protein-coupled receptor binding; guanyl nucleotide binding. Gene Ontology annotation, biological process: adenylate cyclase-modulating G protein-coupled receptor signaling pathway.
AUGGGAAACUUCUGUGGAGUAUAUAAAAGCAAUAAAACUAAUCCAGAACCAGUACCUCUUGAAACAGAUAUAAAAAAAACAAAUGGAAAAAAUGAUAAUGAAAUUAAAAAAAAUGAAGAUGGAAGAAAUGAGAAUAGUGAGGUAGAAGUUAAGGGAAUAUUAAAAAAUAAAAUAAAAAAUGAUGAAGAAUCAGAUGGAGCAAUAAGAAUUUUAUUAUUAGGGGCACCUGAAUCAGGUAAAUCUACAUUAAUGGAACAAAUAAGGUUGUUAUAUAAGCAAGACUUUAAGGACACAGAAUUGAUACAUAGAAAAGCAUUUAUUUAUAAUAACAUUGUUGAUUCCAUGAAACAGAUAAUAUUUCACAUGAAAGAAAAAAAAUUUUGCCUUGAAAAUGAGGAUAAUGAAGCAAAGGCAGAUUUUUUAUUAAAUGGAUUUGAAAAUGUAUAUGGACCAUUUGAUGAAAAAGAAAUUGAUUGUAUUAAAACUUUGUGGAAUGAUAAAAAUAUACAGGAAGUAUAUAAAAGAAGAGGUCAAUUUAAUUUAAAUGAUUCUGCUGGAUAUUUUUUUGAAGAAAUUGAUAGAAUAAACCAACCAAAUUUUAUUCCUACCCCAGAAGAUUUAGUAAGAGCAUAUGUUCCUACAUUAGGUGUAGAUAAUCUUAUUUUUACGGCAAAAAAUAAAAGUUAUCAAAUUAUUGAAUAUGGAGGAACCAAACUUGAUGUUAAAUUAAUUGAAGAUUUAUAUGAUGGAAUAAAUUGUGUUUUUUUUGUUAUUGCAAUAAGUGAAUAUGAUCAAUUUUCACCAAAUGACAAAGAAGAUUCAAAAUUUCAAAAUGCAUUGAAGAUUUUAGAUAAAUGUUGUAAUCACUGCAGAGAUUUAAACGUGCCUUUGUAUGUUUUUCUUAAUGAGACAGAUGUUUUUAUAGAAAAAUUGGAUGUAUCCCCAUUGAGUUUAUAUUUUGAUGAUUACACGGGUUUAAGUAGUAAAGAUGCUCUUCUUUUUAUACAUGAAUUGGUAGAAGAACGUUGCUCUAUGCAUGGGUUGAAAGAUUUACAUCACGAAACACUUUGUUGUUGUAUUAAAAUUGAUGAAACUGGAAAAAUGCUUGAAAAAAUAUUUAAAAGAUUAAAGAAAUGA